Molecule: messenger RNA, 516 nt
Organism: Ochotona curzoniae (black-lipped pika)
Lineage: Eukaryota; Metazoa; Chordata; Mammalia; Lagomorpha; Ochotonidae
Product: histone H2A type 1
Exons: 1
Coding region: 59-451 (130 amino acids)
Cellular component (GO): nucleosome
Molecular function (GO): structural constituent of chromatin; DNA binding; protein heterodimerization activity
Source: RefSeq, a predicted model, not a curated record
CUGUGCAGCUGCCGGGUGCUGGGCAUCUUGGGUUUAACUGAACCUCAGAGCCAUCGCCAUGUCUGGACGCGGCAAGCAGGGCGGCAAGGCUCGCGCCAAGGCCAAGACUCGGUCCUCCCGGGCCGGGCUGCAGUUCCCCGUGGGCCGCGUGCACCGGCUGCUGCGCAAGGGCAACUACGCCGAGCGCGUCGGCGCGGGCGCUCCCGUGUACCUGGCUGCCGUGCUCGAGUACCUGACGGCUGAGAUCCUGGAGCUGGCGGGCAACGCGGCGCGCGACAACAAGAAGACGCGCAUCAUCCCGCGCCACCUGCAGCUGGCCAUCCGCAACGACGAGGAGCUCAACAAGCUGCUGGGCAAGGUCACUAUUGCCCAGGGUGGUGUUCUGCCCAACAUCCAGGCCGUGCUGCUGCCCAAGAAGACCGAGAGCCACCACAAGGCCAAGGGAAAGUAAAGUCUAAGAUCUGUAAAGGUUUUUUUGUUUUGUUUUCAAACCAAAGGCUCUUUUCAGAGCCAUCC